Fraxinus pennsylvanica is the source of this 2064-nucleotide messenger RNA. NCBI's taxonomy places the organism in Eukaryota, Viridiplantae, Streptophyta, Magnoliopsida, Lamiales, Oleaceae. The record is from the annotation of a GenBank genome assembly.
AUGGGGGUUAGCUGGACCACUUAUGGAAUCCAGUUAUCAUGUCUCCCUCUCUUGAUUAUCGUUUUGCAAAUUCAUGGGUGUUUGUCGCUCAAUUCUGAAGGAUUAGCAUUGUUGGAAUUCCGAGCAAGGGUCGAGUCUGAUCCAUAUGGAGCUUUAGCUAAUUGGAAUCCUAAUGACCCCAACGCGUGCGCGUGGUCUGGUGUUCAUUGUCUGGACGGUAAAGUGCAAAUGCUGGAUCUCAAUGGAUGCUACCUGGAAGGAGUAUUGGCACCAGAGCUUGGAAAUCUCUCUCAUUUACGAUUUCUUGACCUCUCCAAGAAUCAUUUUUUUGGCAUAAUUCCUCAACAGUUUGGACUGCUUACAACACUAGAAGUGUUGGACUUGAGGGAUAAUAAUCUGAGUGGAAUUAUUCCUGUAGAAUUCGGAGGGCUGCAUUCACUGAAACGCCUGUUGCUCUGUAAUAAUAUAUUUGAAGGAAGCAUUCCCUUGGAGAUUGGAAAACUCAGUUCGCUAACUGAUUUGUGGUUUGAUGAGAACCUUACAGCUGAUGUUGCCAGCGGAUGCGUAAAUAGAAAACUUGGGCACUGGUUCAAAUUUGGAGGUGAACCCUUGCACAAUCAUGGUGGUGAUUUCUGUAGCAACCUACCAAGUUCAUCCAAGACAGGUGUCAUCCAGAAUGCAGAGGAUCUAGUGAACAAUGCACGUCGUAGACUAGUUGAACAAUCAAGUAACCUUGCUGCUUUUUAUGCCAAUGUCAGGCCACCAUCAGAUCAGGUGUAUGCCCUUCCAAGCACCAGAGGUAGUGGAUCGUUUCCUGCCGUACCAAAUAGGAAGGAACUAAAUCCUCCUCUGGCAUCUUUGCCUGCUUCACCUCCACAACAGGAGUCUAAUAACAUGACUUAUCCUGCUGGAAAUUCCUCUGGUGCUGUUAAUCAACCAACUGAUAAGCAGUCUUCGACUGGUAGAAAAUCUGGAGCUUCUUGGAAGUAUAUAGUUGGGAUUUCUAGUGGAAUUUUCUUGUUCUUUGUUGCUGCAGCCAUGUUUAUCAUCUGCAGAAGCAGAGCAGCAAGAACAAUAACUCCUUGGAAGACUGGAUUGAGUGGGCAGUUGCAGAAAGCACUUAUUACAGGGGUCCCUAAAUUGAACCGAACUGAGCUAGAAACAGCAUGCGAGGAUUUCAGCAAUAUCAUUACUACAUAUGAUGAUGUGGCCACUGUAUUCAAGGGUACUUUAUCCAGUGGAGUAGAAAUUGCUGUUUUCUCAACCACUAUAACUUCUUUAAAGGACUGGUCAAAACGUUCGGAAUUGGCUUAUCGGAAGAAGAUUGACACUUUGUCCAGAGUGAACCACAAGAAUUAUGUUAAUCUUAUUGGAUACUGCGAGGAGGAUGUACCUUUUAUUAGGAUGAUGGUUUUUGAGUAUGCUCCAAAUGGCUCUCUUUUCGAGCACCUGCAUGUUGAUGAAGUUGAGCAUCUCGACUGGAACGCAAGGAUGAGGAUCAUAAUGGGGACAUCUUACUGCCUUCAAUACAUGCAUUAUCUGAAUCCACCGGUGGCACAUUCCAACUUGACUUCUAAAGAUAUAUUUUUGACAGAUGAUUAUGCUGCUAAAAUUGGAGAGGUUGGUUUCUGGGCAGAACUCGUGGCCAAGUCGAAGAGCUUGGGAGAAACUGAUUCAGAGAAUUCUGAACUUCCACCACUAGCUGAUCUUGAUACAAAUAUUUACAGCUUCGGAAUCUUGUUGCUCGAAAUAAUUUCUGGAAAGCUACUCUCUUCGAAAGAACACGGACCUAGCUUAAAUUGGGCAGCUGAAUACUUGAAUGAUGUGAGCAGCGUCGACUCCUUGAUCGAUCCAACUUUGAAAUCCUUCAAAAAUAACGAGCUAGAUAUUAUCUGUGAGGUAAUUCGAGGUUGCAUUCAACAAUAUGCUCGACAGAGACCUUCGAUCAAUGAAAUCAUUCAAAAAUUGAGGGAAGUCAUCGAUAUAUCACCGGAAGCUGCGACUCCAAGACUUUCUCCCCUCUGGUGGGCUGAACUUGAGAUCUUAUCAGCAGAGGCAGCUUAA